AUGUUAACAUUUAUUAUUGGAUUUAUUCUUGUGUUAAUUCUUCUAUAUGUUUCAAAAAAAUUCUAUUGGUCAGGAACUCAAUGUCCAUCAAAAGAUCGUAUGGAUGAUAAGAUCGUUGUUAUAACUGGAAGUAAUACAGGCAUUGGAAAAUAUACAGCUAUUGAAUUAGCUAAACGAGGUGCACAUAUUAUUUUAGCUUGUCGUAAUCGACAACGAGCUCAAGAAGCAAAACAAGAAAUACAAACGAAAUCUAAUAAUAAUCAAAUUGAUAUUGAAAUUAUUGAUACAUCCUCAUUACAAUCUGUGCGUGAAUGUGCUACACGUUUACGAAAACGUUUACCUAGAAUUGAUGUUUUAAUUAAUAAUGCUGGUGUUCUUACAAGAUCAAAGGAAAAAUCAAUUGAUGGUUAUGAAAUACAUUUUGCAACUAAUUAUCUUGGUCAUUUUCUUCUAACUAAUCUUCUGCUUGAUUUAUUGAAAAAAGCACCAUCAGCUCGAAUUAUAAAUGUUGCAGCUUUAGCACAUAAAUUUAUGAAUUGUCAUAUGCAUUGGAAUGAUAUUAAUUUGGAAAAAACAUCUUAUGUAGCAUUCUAUGCAUAUGCACGUAGUAAACUUGCUAAUAUUAUGUUUACAAAUGAAUUAGCUAAGCGAUUAAAAGGUGUUGUACAUACAGAACUUGUUCGUUCUAUUGGUGGUCGUUAUGAAAAUAUUUUUAAUAUAAUUGAAAAAUUGAUAACACCUAUUCUAUGGUUUUUUCUCAAAAGUUCUGAAGAAGGUGCACAAACAACGAUCUAUUUAGCAAGUGAUAUUCAUCUUGAUAAUGUUACUGGAAAAUAUUUUAGUGAUUGUAUUGAAGUUCAACCAUCAGAAACAACACUUAAUAAAGAAGAUAAUCAAUAUUUAUGGUUACUUAGUGAACAAAUGACAAAACUUGAUGAUUCUUUAAAAAAUAUAUUUUUAUAG
Rotaria sp. Silwood2 is the source of this 963-nucleotide messenger RNA. Lineage: Eukaryota; Metazoa; Rotifera; Eurotatoria; Philodinida; Philodinidae. The record is from the annotation of a GenBank genome assembly.